AUGGUGACCGCAGUAUCCGCCUCUUUAUCUCUGGCGCCGCGUUCUGCACGGAUGAGUGCGCAUACGUCGUCCAGUGCUCCCAAAACGUCUAAAGCAUCGGUCCGUCCUCGACCUCGCGAAACUGGACCAUUGAAGGGUGUAGUUGCCAUCGUCGACGUCCGCGUUGGUGGUGAAGCGCAAAUCGACUGCAGCGACGUUGUCUCUCGCAAGCUUCGUGAGAUGGGAGCAUCUACCGUAAAGCGUCUUACGCCGAAGAUUACACACGUUGUGUUGAGUCAUUUUACGCCUGCUUGGAAGACUAAGAUCCUUAAGUGGCAGGGAAGUGGCGGCUCUAUGGCCGCAGCCGCAGCACGCUAUGGUUUAAAAAUCGUAUCUCAGCUCUGGGUAAAUGCUUGUUUUGUGAGCAAACGUUGUAUGGAUGAGCGUCCGUUUUUUCCUGUGAGCAAAUUGACCACUGUGAAGCAGAAAAGUACGACAGAUGCGAUUAGCAAGGAAGCUGCAACCACACCCUUGUCAAAUUACAAGAAUUUGAAGGCCAUGAAUAAAAGCAGUAGAAAGCGAGCGCUGUCAAUGGAGCCCAUGACUUCGGAUGCAAUAAUUAAGAUACUUGGAUCAGCGAUCGAAGUGGCAGAGAUAAAUACAUUAAGGAAAGUGCUUGAUACACCCAAGAAACAAACAAUUCAAUCCAAGUGUGUCAGCUCUUCGGCUAAGCGAAGAAAGACGCUUAAUGGACCGUUAACACAGCUGGUUGAAGACGAAGUAACAGUGUCACAGGCAAGUGAGUUUGUCGCCGAGAGCGAGUCAGAUCAUCAAAAUGAUGGCAAUGAGAAGGUGAUUAAAGAUGCAGUAACUCAGAACAUUCACUCUGGUCGUCAGACUUCACCAGCCCCGCGCAUCGAAUCUGGGUGCUUGUCACCUUCAAGCAGCACUCCCGCAACCAGCAGCGGUGACUCCAAUCUUACACCUUCCAAUCACGACUCUAAACAGGAACCGACCGCUCGAGAACUGCGGCGUAAAAAUAGGUCAUCGCUGACUUAUGGUAGUGGACUGAUGCUGAAGUCGGGAAUAUGGUCAUGUGGAGUUUGUGGCUGCUCGAAUCCUGGCUCACAAAGACAUUGCUCCGACUGCCAAGUUUCGAGGGGCUCGACGAAGUCACUAAAUGGAAAUAUUGCUACUGUCUCGCCUGCAGCAGUCGGAGACACCAAAGAACACUCGCUGAAGACUCCUGCUACGCCUUCCACAAGUACUUUAACCUCAAAAACCUCAACAGCAGAAAAAUCUGUUACACCUGAAGACGCGAGCAGUGUAACGAUGAUCAACCGUCCAUCGGCAGCUGAACGAGCUUCAAAUUGUUUGAUGCGGCCGACUGUUAGUUCGGCUGCAAAGACCCGAAAUUCGAUUUCGACAGCAGUGCGAACGAUACCGUCAGAUACCAAGAUUAAAUCUCUUCAUGCUGCGAUUGAAGUGCAAAAACAAAGUCCAACGGUACUUAGUUCUGCGUCUAAUCAGGCCACGCGCUACACGUUGGCUCCUGGUCCCGUAUCGCUUGACGUGCAGCCGAAAAUACCUCUGAAAGCCAUGGACCGUCGGAGCAGUGGACGAAAUACGAAAAAGCGCGCGCGCUCGCCUGCACUAAACAAUAGGCUGGCUACCCCAGUUCUUAAAAAAGGGCGACAAGAUAGCACUCACGAGACUACCAUAGGUCAAAGGCCCUUGGCAACCCCUGGCUCGGUCUCUGGAUUCAUAAGGAAACAUCGAGAGGGAAAUUCGACCCCAAUUCCGAUGGCAAUGAGUUUUUCAAGUACUACAAACAGAACGACAACCCGAAAAAGAUCUCGCAAUAUUUUUGGGAUUACCGGUGUGAGUUCAGAAACCCGUGGAGUGCUUCAGUGCGCUAUUCACGCUAUUGACGCCAAUAUGGCAAACGAGGAUGGAUAUAAAAAAGCGCGGGUAGUCAAAAGUGUCGACUAUGCUGCUGGAGUAACGCACCUAAUUGUUGGAAGGGAUGCUAGACGCACAAUGAAAGUGCUCUUUGCGAUUGCUCGUGGCGCUUGGAUUGUGACGGAAGAUUGGGUUUUCUCGUCACUCGAGCAAGAACGGUGGCUGCCGGAAGAAGAUUACGAAGUCACGAUAUUCGCUAACAAAUACUCGCGCGAGCAUCCCGAGUUUCGGCAAUUAUUCAAGGCUACUAAGUUUUUUGUUGGCUCAAAAGUCGAGCCAUCACGCGAAGUGCUUCAGUCUCUCAUCCAAGUCGCUGGUGGCGAGAUUUGCAACCAGAUCUCGGUAGCAGACAUUUGUAUAUGCGGCGAUGCUUCUUUGCUGAAAAGAGCUCAGCGAAUGGGAAUUCGAGCAGUCACGUCGAAGUGGGUAUUUGAUAGCAUUGCGACCAUGAAGCUCGUCGAUGAUGCCAUCUAUGCGACGACAGAUGCGUUAGACGCACCCGUGAAAACUCCGUCCAAACGUUGUCGUGAGGUAGAGUCAUUCGGUACCCCGGCGUUCACACCUUUGAAACGUCGUCCUGAUACGAAUUUGGGACUGGAAGCUCAUUCGACCGUACCAGAGUGA
Molecule: messenger RNA, 2565 nt
Organism: Plasmopara halstedii
Lineage: Eukaryota; Oomycota; Peronosporomycetes; Peronosporales; Peronosporaceae
Product: microcephalin-like isoform x1
Exons: 3
Coding region: 1-2565 (854 amino acids)
Biological process (GO): mitotic cell cycle
Source: RefSeq, a predicted model, not a curated record